AUGAAGACUUUUUACGGUAUCAAAACAAACGAGUAUCCAAAAUCUUCGUGUAACAAAAUUCAUAAUAAAAUCAGGAAGAGCGAUUGUCUGCGCCAUUGCAUUAAAACAACGAAUACGAUUGUCAUGAUCAGCCAUGAUGAAUCCACAAACACAUGUAUGUGUUGCGGUGAUGUCACUGGGGAGGACAUACCUGGUUCAAAUUGGAAAUCAUAUGUUCGACGUACAAUGCCCUGUGCUAACGGUUAUAUGAGUUACGAAGUGAUGUCAUACCAAACAUGUUUGAGGUAUUUCCCAGUACCAGUCACAUAUGAAUCAGCUGGAGCCCUUUGUCAGGCGGACGGUGCCAAUCUUAUUAAGAUUGAUUCUCAGAAAAAGUUCGACGUAUUCAAGGAAUACCAUGUGCCGAUUGCCAAUAAUACACUCAUUCAAGUGUGGAUAGAAUCAAUAAAGGUCGAUGGUCAGUGGCAAUUUCAUGACGGUUCUCCGAUGCCAAACGUAUGCAGGAUCAACAUGAGCGGAGAACCGGAAGAAGUACAUGUCCGGGCCUGUAUCCAUGGCAGUACAAAUCUCUACUACCAAGAUGCCCCAAACAACAUGAUCUUCCAUUAUUCGUGCGAGUACAGUCCAUAG
Messenger RNA from Magallana angulata, 630 nucleotides. RefSeq lists its product as uncharacterized. The record is from RefSeq and is a predicted model, not a curated record. The transcript is spliced from 3 exons. The coding region runs from base 1 to 630 and encodes 209 amino acids. NCBI's taxonomy places the organism in Eukaryota, Metazoa, Mollusca, Bivalvia, Ostreida, Ostreidae.